Messenger RNA from Peniophora sp. CBMAI 1063, 2004 nucleotides. NCBI's taxonomy places the organism in Eukaryota, Fungi, Basidiomycota, Agaricomycetes, Russulales, Peniophoraceae. The record is from the annotation of a GenBank genome assembly.
AUGCGCGCUCACGUGCGUGGCCGCGCCCCGUUGAAACCGGCUUGGGCCUCGACGUCGACGAACCUCCGUCUGCUGGUUUUGGUCUCCUUUACCUUGCUUCCUACCACCUCUCCUGAUCCUUGUUUAUUUUAUGCCAGUUGUGGCCCGCCCAUCAUCUCACCUUCCAACGAACCCUUCAUGCCCACACCGGCUUUCAUCAUCGAGCAUCCCGAACGCUUCCCUCAAUCAGGAUCUACGCAACUGUCGAAUACCGAACGCAAAUAUGCAUAUCAUUAUGCUUUUGACGACACCCGGCUAGCAGAGAGGCAUCUCGCAUACGGUAAUCUCGGGAAAGAUCUUCUCUGCCCACCGUCUCCUAAGCCCAAUGAAGCCCCUAAUUUUGCAACCGACUUCCCUGAACGGUUCCGUGCCGUCAUGCAAGGCGUGCCCAACAUCAAGGCCGCCGGAUGUGGUUGGACUCGCGUCAGAAAUAUCGCGCGUCUGAAGUGUACGCAAGGGCUAUGGACCGGGUUCGCCGCACGCGUCGACACAGUGGAAGAAGAGGACUCGGACUUCGAAUGGUUUCUGCCAGAAACCGAGGAGGAAUAUGCUGCCUGGGAGGAGCGGAGAAAUGAACAGAAGAAGGGCAAAGCAGAGAAAGUGGCGACGGAUUUGGAACGACAUAUCUCGACCCAGCGCGACCUUUCGCUUCGCGACCCCAAGAAGCUGAAGGAGGCCCACUCGAAGGUUACUCAGUGGCAAGCGAGUCUAGCGCCUACGCCUGAGGGAGAUGCUAUUGUUCCUGCCAGCAAUCCCGUUCAGUCUAAGCUCUCCGGUUCCCAACCCUUGACUGUUUCUUCUUCCCAACAAUCAAAGCUUUCCUUUACCGUGAAGAAAGGCGGAAUGUCGGCGGUGGCAAAGGGGAAGCAGAAGGCUUCAACGCCCAUGGUCUCUCCGGCAGGUUCGGUGGAGCCGAUCAACCUCCCUGGGCUUAAGCAGCUGCCUCCCGCUCUUCCGAGCGGCUCUCAGGAGCAGGGAGGCCCCCGAGAACCGCAAGUCUCGGCAGCUGCUCUUCCAGUUCCUGAAGUGUCGUCUGCUUCACCGACGAAGGAUGCCACGGAUGCACCUCGUAUCAGCCAGCUAUCCGAUCCCUUCCAACAACCCUCAUUUGAUGACGUAGUCACAUCUACGCAACCAGGCCCGUCCAGGGUUCACUCGUUGCAAAAGAUUCCACCAAUCCUACGAGAGGCCACGCCUGUCAGGUUGACGUCUCCCCCGCCCUUUCCAGGGACCCAGCAGGACGAGAUCGUACCAAGCUCGUCACCUCCGCCGUCACCUCCACCCGUCUCAAGAAAACGGUCGCGCGAAGCUUCCCAACCGCGGCGACGGGAUAGCGACGAAGAGUUGUACGCACCAAGCAGUCCGACGAAGAGGCCUCGCGUUGUCGAACCGGCACCAGUGCCGGUGGCACAGGCUUCCAGCCUUCCGCGCAUGUCAACGCCGCCGUUAUCCGAAGCACGCACCGAUUCAUCUUCCGUCCCCGGUCUGGGUAACGCGGCUGCUGUCUUUCCCAUUACGCCCUCACGCACCGGUCGCAUACCUCCCAGUGGAGAAAGGGUUUUAGCCUCGUCUCAACGGUCACGUUCAAGACCUCGACCGCCGUCGCGCAGCGCUAGCAGAGCCGCCAGUAGGGCACCAUCUCAGCAUGAGACAGGCCGCGCACAGACGCCCGAACCCGCACCAAUGCCCAAACCUUUCUUCUCCUCCCAGGCGUCGGACUCAUCUGAGAGCGGCGACGAGGGUAUGCCACCCCCCGGAUUAUCGCCCAUUGCCGACUAUACGGCACAUCCCAGCGCUUUUGCGCCGCAGUUUACGUCGACGCAGAAGGGCGGGACGGGUUAUGGUGGGCUGGCAUACAGUUCGCAGUACGAUGUCGAACACGACGUAGGAAACAUCUCGCAUCGCCUAGAUCAGGACGUGGACUUUGAACAGUGGCUGCACAACUCGCCUGUACCGGACGAGUGA